This is a messenger RNA of Brassica napus (rape), 1811 nucleotides long. RefSeq lists its product as uncharacterized. The record is from RefSeq and is a predicted model, not a curated record. NCBI's taxonomy places the organism in Eukaryota, Viridiplantae, Streptophyta, Magnoliopsida, Brassicales, Brassicaceae. The transcript has a single exon. Bases 483 to 1046 code for a protein of 187 amino acids.
CUGCGGACACCUCUGAAUUUUCAUUCCUAUCUAAACUCACCCUUAAAAUACUACCUCCACAAUAAAAGUGUGCUAAGCGCAUAAACGCCGUUUAGGCCUAACACGAUUUCUUGGACACCGGCAAAAAUGGAAACAAAAAGUAUAAGAGAGUGAAAAGUUUAUGGUUAACGUGUAAACCUGCUACAACAUAAUCAACAUUGUGAUGUUUUACGUGUGAAUAAAGUCAGAAUUUGGUCACUAGAAUAAGCAUUUUUCUUACAUCCAUAACAAAAGAAGAAAGGUGUGUUUAUCUAUCGUUACUUUCGUAAUGACUUAAAAAUGGUUAUCACGCCUAAUAUUUCUAAACCAAAACCACCCACUCUUAAACAACAUUAUCAAAUCAUUAAAAAGGAGAAUCAUAAGAACACAACAGAAGAAAUGAUCCCAUCAUUACAAACAAGAAGAUUCUAGCUAUUACGUAAACCCACCAAAAAUUAGAUAAAAUGGCAGAUUUCGAUAUAGAGACCAGCAGCAACCAUAACAGCAACCACUCAACCGCAUCAACGACAAGCGUUCAUGUUUCAGCUCUCGACGGGAUAGUCAACGCAAAUUCACUCUUCACGGUUGCAGUCUUUGUCGGAAUCACAUUCGACCAACCACGUGACCUCAACCUCGCGGAUAGGACGGAGUGCAACGCGGGACGAGACGUGGAACGGGACCUCGUUGUGUUCGAAGUGAUCUCAUUUGCAUUCUUCCUCUUCUCCUCCCUCGUGGCUCAAGGGCUGAAGCUAACAAUAAACUUGUUGAACAGCAAAGAAACAGACGAGGUUUUUAAAGCAAAUAUCAACAGUGAUCUUCUUCGUCUCGGUGUGGUUGGUGCAGCCGGUGGGUCCAUCUUGGGUUGUGUGUUCCUUCUAUUGUCAAUGGUUGAAGUUAUUCAGCUCCGUCUCGGGCUGCUCUCUUGUGGUACCUCAUUGGCGAUUCAUACCGUGUUGGCGCUUGUGGUCUUGGUCUCUUCUGCUCUUAGUGUUUAUAUUUUCACUGUGUUUUACUCUUUCAGGAAAUGAUUGAUUAUCUUUUUACAUAUAUUAAGAACCUAAUAGUUGUAAUUUUGUAAAGUAACAUAUAGUUGUGAAAUUAGUGAUAUAAGUAUACACAUGUAUCUUAGUAUCUACAUAAAGAAAGAAAAAUAAUGUUUAAUAAAACCUAAACAAAUAGGAGUAUGUAUGUUUCGGUUAAAAAGACUACCGAGAAUGUGAAUUGAAUUAGUCCCUAGAGACUGUACAUAAUUGAGAAUUGAAUUUGUCCUUAGAGAGCAUACAAACUUUUCAGCUUUAGAGAAUGAAGCAAUGGGUGAAAAUAUUGAUGACAAGAGCUUGAAGGUGCAGACAGAGGAAAUCAACAAAAACAAAGAACAGUCCACCUAUAUGGCAAAAGAGACCAGAUUUAAAAUACGUCAUCUAAUCAUUACAACAUGGCUCACAAUUAAGUAAAAUUUAUCUUCAUAGAGUACAACUGUACAAGCUAAAACAAAAUUAUAUAUGGAAAGAUCUCAAAGACUAAAUAGGUAAUCAUGUAGAAUAUCUGACUAUCUGAGUAUUAUAAAAACGCACAUUGAUUUUACAUUAACAUUCAAAAGCAGAUUGGAGAUAUCAAACUGAUUUAAAGAAAACUAAACAACUAAGUACAUAGAUUCAUGCAUAAGCUCACAAGACUAGCACAACAUCGUCGAAAUAUAUAAGACGAAUUCACUUACCACUUCUACAAAAACAUAUAUAGCCAGAAGAUCAAAACCAAAACUAUUUCUAAGAAACCUGUUCUUGCAAGAAUAU